This is a messenger RNA of Stegostoma tigrinum, 4718 nucleotides long. RefSeq names its product angiotensin II receptor, type 2 (gene agtr2). The record is from RefSeq and is a predicted model, not a curated record. Gene Ontology annotation, molecular function: angiotensin type II receptor activity. Gene Ontology annotation, cellular component: membrane. Gene Ontology annotation, biological process: regulation of vasoconstriction; immune response; G protein-coupled receptor signaling pathway. The transcript has 2 exons. Bases 204 to 1196 code for a protein of 330 amino acids. NCBI's taxonomy places the organism in Eukaryota, Metazoa, Chordata, Chondrichthyes, Orectolobiformes, Stegostomatidae.
CAAGUGCUGCCAAAGUUUCUGUCCCAUGUUUUGUACAAUUCCAUCUGGACACCAUGUGAUUUCUGGCAUGAGAAUAUAAAAGACGACACAAAAAGGAUUCAGCAACCAAAGCCAGGCUAAAACUUCGAUUCCUAUCCAGGCUCCAGUUACUGGUACAACAGCCAGUGAAAACCAUUACCAGCCAAGGCCUCACCUCAAGAAAGAUGGAGUCAGUGCAUUCCCCCCUCACUGCUGACUAUAUUCCAGAAAUUUCUAAUGAUACAGCUCCCUCACAGUUUACAACACCUUCUGUACAUAAUGAAUCCAAGCAACUGUGCAAAUUUGUUGUACCAUCCCAAUAUAUUUCCAAUUUCAUCCCCGCUGUCUACAGCAUCAUCUUUAUCUUGGGAUUCAUUGGAAACAGUGUGGUCAUCGCUGUCUUGUGUCAUCGCUCCCAUUUGAGAACUGUUGCUAACGUUUAUAUAAUCAACUUAUCAAUUGCCGACUUGGUAUUUUUAUCCACUCUUCCAAUUUGGGCGGUCUAUUACGCGACUGGGUACAGUUGGCAUUUUGGGUCAGUGAUGUGUAAAAUAUGCAGCUCCCUUGUGUCUCUGAAUUUGUAUGCCAGUAUAUAUUUCAUUACAUGCAUGAGUAUUGAUCGUUACAUGGUAAUUCUCCACCCUUUUGGAUCCCAGUCUGAGAAAUCUCUGUACCAAGCUCGUUGUGUCAUAAUCCUGGUAUGGACUUUGGCUUUAGUUGCCACUUUUCCAGCCAUUUACUUUCGGCGUGCGCAUCACAUUGAGGAGAUAGGGAAUAUGAUGUGUGCAAUGGUUUACCCCUCCAAUGAUGCCAAUCAUUGGUUUGCAGCCAUGUCUUUCAUGAAAAAUACUUUGGGUUUCUUCAUUCCCUUCACAAUAAUAGGCACGUGCUAUGGUUUUGUUGCCUGUCAUUUGAUGAGAAUGGAAGGACGAGACAAAAACAAACAUAAACGAGACAAAGCAUUGUGGAUGGUCAUUGCAGUCGUGCUGGCCUUUUUCAUCUGCUGGUUGCCAUUUCAUGCAUUAACUUUCCUGGAUGCAUUGUCAAAGUUGAAUUUCAUCACCAACUGUCGAACCAUCACUGCGAUCGAAACUGCAAUGCCAAUUGCCAUUUGCCUCGGUUUUGCGAAUAGCUGCAUCAACCCUUUUAUUUACUACUUUAUGGAAGAUCACUUUUAGGUACAUCUUACUGACAUGGCUCAGAGUGGAUCCAUUAAGCUCCAGAACCGAAGAAACUCACCAACCAGGAUAAGCUCCCUAUCUCAGAGGAACGAUGUGGGGGAUACGGAUGUUAAGAAUUCAUGAGAUGUUGGAUUAAGUGAAGCCACCAUUGCUACACACAACCCCCCUCCCAACACUACCACCUUGCUGUUGAUUGCAUUCUAAUCUUUGAUUUUCAAAGAUGGUAACGCACCAAGAAAGUGUGCAGCUCUUGAUAAAAUCUACUAUAUCAGAUAUACAGCAUUAUGAUAAUGAUAUAAUUGUCUUUGAGGGUUUCAAAAUUACAGACUUUUAUGGAAUAUUUAAUGUGUUAGAUGACUGGGAAUUCUCACACAUUGCUCAGAUGCAAAGCUACACCUGAAUUCCUUAAAUGUUGGAACUUAUUUUUACUGGUUUCAUCUACGUCUGUAAGAAGUAUUAAGCUUUUGUUCAUUAUGGAUAAUACCAACCAUUCUAAUAACCAUUUGUUCUGGCGCAUUAUAUAAUACACAGUAUUUUUCAGUUACUAAUGUGAAACUGCUGUUCUCUUAUGAUGUUUAGUCAUUGUUAAGAAGACUUAGAAAGACAAUGAAGACUAUAAGAAAGACUGUAUAACACUGUACCCCUCCUAAUGUUAUAUUUCACUGUUUUUUGCCUAAUGUUUUCUACUGAAAGCAACGUCUUAACUUUUGUCUAAUACAGUAGGAUUAAAUAAGGUCCAUUUGAGCUUAUCUAAAGUUGUUAGUUAUCUGCUUGGUUUAUGUUCUACAGUGUGUCUUCAGUCUAUGCCUGAAUAAAAUAUGACCUUCUCAUUUGUGGGAUGGAUAGCAAAUGACCAAACCUGUGACAUCAUGUAGCAGAAGGCAGUUAUUAAUGAGAGUGAAUCUAGUUGGAAUCUUGUUACAACUGAAGUUCCUCAAAGAUCGGAUUCAAAACAUUGCUAUUCAACAAUUUUGUUCAUGACCUCAAAAAGAUCUCAGAUACAGCCAUUCUUAAGCUUUUGGAAGCUACAAACACGUUUUGUAAUGUGUAGAUUGCAGGCCAAUUUAGUCAAGUUAGUUGCAAAUUUAAUUUAAAUGCGAGAACAUGGACCCUAGACCUUCUCGUCUCUGAUUUUCAGAGAAACACUGACACAAACAUAUGUGGGAAUUCUCAGGAAAUUCUAGCUGAUCACUCUGACCCAGAGCUUAGAAUCAUAGAAUCUCCAGAGGGCCGAAAGAGGCCAUUUUACUGAUCAAAUCAGCACUGACUCUCUGAAGAGCAUCCCAUCCAGACCUAGUCCUGCACCUUUAGCCCCACAGCCCUAUAUUUACACGGGCUAAUCCACUUAACUUUACCAGAGCUAAUUCACCUAACCUGCAUAUCAUUGGACUGUGGGGGGAAACUGGAACUCUGGGAGGAAACUCACAUGGACACCCAUCCAACUCACGAAUUGGGCCAUCUCCCCCGCCCAACUACUCAUUCACGUAUUGCCCAGGCUCAGGUCUUCUUUGAUCUGAUGGUGCCCAUUCUCCUGUCACUCUGGUUGAGCAUACAUCUGAGAAUCAAACUGUGGGGCGUCCCUGUCACAAUGAUCCAUAGAUGCUUCUGACCAGUUCUCUGUAGCAUUCUUUACAGCUGAUAUCAUAGAGUCAUAGAGUCAUUCAGCACAGAAACAGAACCUUCGGUCCAACCAGUCCAUGCCAACAUAAUCCCAAACUAAACUAGUUCCUCUCCUUGGUCCGUAUCCCUCCAAACAUUUCCUACUCAUGUACUCAUUUAGAUGUCUUAUAAACAUUGUACCUGCAUCCACAUCCACCACUUCCUCUCCACGCUCAUUCCACACUCUCUGUGUAAAGAAGUUGCCACCAUGUCUUUUUUUAAAUAUGCACCCUAGCCUUGAAAUCUCCCACCCUAGGGAAAAGACACCUGCCAUUCACCUUACACCUCAUGACUUUAUAAACCUUUACAAGGUCGCUCAUCAAUCUUGUGCUCUCCACUGUGAAAAGUCCCAGACUAUCCAGUCUCUCUUUAUGUCUCAGAUCCUCCAUUCCUAGCAAUAUCCUGAUUAAUAUCUUCUGAACCCUCUCCAGCUUAAGAACAUUCAUCCUAUAUGUUGUGUCUCUAGGUGAUACUCAGUAUCUUAUCUAGGUUGUGCCCAUGAGAGGUGACCAACCUUUGCCAUCACCUUCUGUGUCUCACUGGCAUAGAUAAGAGUUGGUACUAUUGUGGAUAUGCAGAGUGCCAACUUCACGCCCAUGUUGAUGGUGCUGAACGCUGAAAUUAUGUAGACCCCCUGGAAGACCAAUGCUCCUUUGUCUUUUCUUGUGUGAUCCUCAAUUCCUACAGUGCCCUCCCUGGACAGAUUAAUUCCUUGGUUGGGGAAGUGGUCAGCAUUCUCAACGCUGUGUUGCCAGACGCUGAUGAUAUUUGGCAAGUGGGAGUGGUGGGACAUGAUACGGGGAAUGUUUGUUGGUGUGCAGUCAGCAUAGCCUUUUGUGCAUGGGCCAAUGUGGUCAUCACAUCUUGGAGAACGUGCCCAAUACAGUAAGGUGAAGAUAUCUGUGAAAGUCAGAUCCAUUGAUUAGCGGAAGUGCUAUAGGAUGACAAAUCUGUUCCCGCCUUCCUUAAGGUCAAGUCAAUAGUCAAGGGGAAAGUAGUGGGGAGAGUAUGACGCCUUGCCAAAGACCCGUGAUGAGGUUGAAGGAGCUUUUGGGGCCUGUUCCCAUUGCUUUGUGUGAUUCAGUUGAACGUAAAUAGAACUAUAUUUGGACCAUGUAUUGCAUUUGGCCCCAUUUGGAAUUUGCAUUGAAUUUUAGCACAGAAUUGAGGACAUCAAGGCCCUGGGGAAGACAUUACAUCUUAGAACUCUUGAUUGUGAAGAUAAGCACCAAGAACAAAUAGUAAUUAUUUUGCAGAAACUCUGGAUUACAAAGCAAAGCUUUUAAAAUGACAGUUAAAAAUCAAUUUGAUGGUAAAUUGAAUCAGUUAGGAAUUGUAGGACUAGAGACCAGAUUUAUGAAUCUGUUAGCAGUGUGAGAGAUUAAACGUGUUGUUUCUGCAGGUAAGGAUGAAUGGUGGGAUCUUGCAAAAGCAGAAAUUCACAAGAUUUUAUAGCAGAAAGUCACAAGAUUUUAUAGCAGAAGUUUAUCAUUAAUCAGAGACUAGGUUCUGCAAAGAUGGCAGUUAGCAUGACCAGAGACAUUCUUUCUGCAGACAAGGACAUGGUAGAGAUAAGAGUGUUGUAGCAGAGGCUUAUUUCUGCAAACCUGACGAUUCGCACGUACAGCAUGUCUAGCGCUCUUUAGCAUAGCCAAAUAAGGAUUGCAGUAAAAAAGGGAAUGGGGCCUUCAGCCGGCAGUAAAGGGAACAAUAAACAAGGGCGGUCCGACAGGACGGGGAAUGAUAGGAUAAGACCAAUGGGAGCAGGGAGGCGUGAUUCUGCAACUUGUAAAUUGUAUAAGAAUGUUUCGCAUUCUUUGUGUGUGUGUGCCUGUCUAGCAGACACCCUUUCUUGCAAGA